CUCGCGCUGGGACCGGGAGCGCUGCGGGAAGCACGGGCUGUAGAGAGGGCGCUGCGCUCGGGCUGCCCAAUGCUUGGACUAUCUGCCGCCGCUGCUCGUGCAAUAUGCUGGAGCCCCAGAACAGCUAAACGGAGUCGCCACAUCGCUGCCUGGGCUGGAUCGCAGCGCUGCCUUUCCUUAUGAAGAAGACACAAACUUGGAUUAUCACUUGCAUUUAUCUUCAACUGCUCCUGUUUAAUCCUCUGGUCAAAACUAAAGGGAUCUGUGGGAAUCCUGUGACUGAUAAUGUAAAAGACAUCACAAAAUUGGUGGCAAAUCUUCCAAAAGACUAUCUGAUAACCCUCAACUAUGUCACCGGGAUGGACGUUUUGCCUAGCCAUUGUUGGUUACACGAGAUGGUAAUACAGUUGUCAGUCAGCCUGACUAAUCUUCUGGACAAGUUUUCAAAUAUUUCUGAAGGCUUGAGUAAUUAUUCUAUCAUAGACAAACUUGGGAAAAUAGUGGAUGACCUUGUGGAGUGUGUGGAAGAAAACUCACCUAAGAAUGUAAAAGAGUCAUCUAAGAGGCCAGAACCCAGGCUCUUUACUCCUGAAGAAUUCUUUAGGAUUUUUAAUAGAUCCAUUGAUGCCUUCAAGGACUUUAUGGUGGCAUCUGAAACUAGUGAUUGUGUGCUUUCUUCAACGUUAAGUCCUGAAAAAGAUUCCAGAGUCAGUGUCACAAAACCAUUUAUGUUACCCCCUGUUGCAGCCAGCUCCCUUAGGAAUGACAGCAGUAGCAGUAAUAGGAAAGCAGCAAAUUCCAUCGAAGACCCCAGCCUGCAAUGGGCAGCCAUGGCUUUGCCAGCAUUCUUUUCUCUUGUAAUUGGCUUUGCUUUUGGAGCCUUAUACUGGAAGAAGAGACAACCAAAUCUUACAAGGGCAGGUGAAAAUAUACAGAUUAACGAAGAGGAUAAUGAGAUAAGUAUGUUGCAAGAAAAAGAGAGAGAGUUUCAAGAAGUGUAAUCGUGGCUUGUAUCAACACUGUUACCUUCAUACAUUGGCUGGUAACAGUUCAUGUUUGCUUCAUUAAUGAAGCAGCUUUAAACAAAUUCCUAUUCUGUCUGAAGUGACAGACCUCAUCUUUAUCUGUUCUUGCUACCCAUGACUUUAUAUGGAUGAUUCAGAAAUUGGAACAGAGUGUUUUACUGUGAAACUGGCACUGCAUUAAUCAUCUAUAAAGAAGAACUUGCAUGGAGCAGGACUCUAUUUCAGGACCUGGGGGUCUUGUGGUCUCAUUCAGAACUUGCAAGUGAUGAUGGGCGAGAAAGCAUGUGUCCCAGUCUGCAGGCACCAUUUUCGCGGCUCCAGAAAUGCUGAGAAACCACACGGCUUUAYUCUACAGUUACCACCUGAAGCCUGUAGUCGUUCUGGUCUCUGCAAGUAGAUGUCAGCCGGGAUAGUAGGGGGAAUACWUUUUUUUUUUCUAAAAGGGAUCUAGAAAACUAUCUUUAAAAAAAAAAAAAAAGAGUAAAAUCUCAGUAGUAUCAGCUACAGUCAGGUGUGGGAAGCCGUGGGAACAGAGGGGUUGGAACAGGUGUUAUCAGUCUUGUAGUUCCUGAUGAAAAAGAAGGGUCUGGUCCUGAUCUCUUCUGACACAGACAUGCGCACCCAUAUCCCACUAGAUUCAUGGACAUGGUGGCUGGCUGGUUCUAUCGAUGCAGGGGAGCCAGUGCUGAAUUAGAACCAUAAUGCCUUGGCAUAGGGAAGACUCUCAGCAUCGCCCCAGGAAGAAUCUAUGAACACUGCCCAGCAGAAGAAUGUUCCCAGGAGGAUCUUUGGCACCCCUCAUGAAGUCGGCCUUUUCUCUUGACCAUUCUAUAGCAUGUAAAUUGUGUUUGCAAAAUAUACUAUGACAGGCUUAUAUUCUAAAACUAUCACACAGUUGUGUAAAUGGACUUGAGAGAAAAUGCUGAAUGUACGAAGGUCCCAUUUUCAAUUUCCACCAUGGGAGAGAGUAAAAAGUAAAUUAUGAUAUUUAGCAUCUAAGGUUAGAAAACCAUACCCACAUGCUAAAUGGGUAUUGAAAAACUAGGUUACUUGGCUUUUACAAGAAUGCAAGGAAUCAGGAAACUUUAUUUAUAGUAUAAUCACCAUUAUCUGUUUAAAGGAACCAUUUAUUUAAAAUCAGGCACUCUAUAUUCAUUAAGGUUUAUGGAUUAAAAAUAAACAAAAAGAGAGCUUUAUGUAGUUAUGCAUGUCAGUUUGCUAUUUAAAAUGUGUGAUGGCGUUUGUCAUGUUAAGAGUGAAAUCGGCAGAAUUCCCAAUAUGUAAAUUGUACUUUUAAGCCAGAAUUUGUAAGACAUUAUGUUGAUUCUCCUGGUCAAUUUUUUAAUAGUUGAAAGAACUUCUGACUAAAGUCAAAGAGUGAUUUUUCUUAGAGUUUUUACUUUGAUAAGGUUCUUCUAGCAGAUCAUGAACAAAUACAUAAAAGAAUCCAAAGCUUUUCAUUCUAAAUCCUUGUGAUAACACCAGUGCCAUGUACUAUAACCAUAAGCUGACCAUUUUCAAUGUAGUUAUACAAAAGGGCAUGAAAAAUUAACUGCUAGCUUUCCUUUGAUUUCAAAGGUCCAAGAAUUUCUAGUGUAGUUGGAUUUUAGCUCAUCUUCACAGCUAAUCUACAUCCAGUUUCAGUACGUGGCCUUUGCUCUUUUUUUAUACCAAAGAGCUCAGCUGAUUUCUAGGGUCCCUUUCUUGUCCAACRUGCUGUGCUUCCUCAAGUGCAGACCAUUUCUUUAUGAUACAAUCCAAGUGCAUUGGGAAGCUGCAUUAACUUGUUCAGGCCCUCAGAUACCCCGUGGUACAAAUGAUUAGUAAUAAAAUUAGAGAUCAGUUUAAUUGCUGAAAGGACCUAGCUCAGUGUGUGGCAUUGAUUGUUUUGAGGAAAAUAAACAUAGGUUAACAUGAGUUUUAGGUGUAGGUGGUAUAUAGAUGGAAAAGAUUGAUACUUCUCAGUCUAAUAGCUUGAUUUAUUUAUCCAGUGGUUUCAGUUUCCUUGGGCAUGUGAAAAUGCUAUUUCCUAGCUUGAGAGUUCCUUAAAUCUAGUUUUGUUCUCAAAGCUAGUAGUUGGAUUUUAAAACACUGAAGGACAUGGUAGUAAUCAAUAGAGCUAAGUAAACAAACUUAGCAGGUUAUGAAAUCUGACAAGGUAAAGAGGGAAGAGUGUAUCCUGUCUAUUAAAUGUAUGGGUUCAUUGAGAGUUACAUGGAUUGCCAAUUUUUGAAACACUAAAGUAUAAUAAAACGCAUGAAUAAUAGAAAAAUGCUCAACAUUAUUUUGGAUGCUAGCUGCUUGGACAUUAACUAUGUCAUAUCUGCUUUGAGAUUAAAAAUUACAUAUAUGUAGAUAUAUAAAUAUAUAUAUCUUUGCUUAUUUUAUCCCAUAUGUGUUCAAAUAUCCUUUAUUAUAAAUUAUGGAAAACUUACACUGAGAUGAUAAACCAUGAAAUCACCUUUGAAAUUGGUGCCAUGUAUCUAAUAGUUCUCUCUUGUAAUAUUUCAAAAUUGUCUUUUAAUUAAAAUGAUCUCAUAUGUCUGCAGAUUYUCAAUUAUACUGAAAGCUCUGCACCUCUUUGGUAGAAACCACGUCURUAGUAAAACAGGCUCUGUGAUAAAUGGGGCCUGCCUGCCCAGUGCUAGUGAAGUGAUCUUCUUAGAUAUGGUUUUAUAAUCUAAUGUGCUUGCCACACUGUCACUUUUAAUGAGUCGGAGGCAAAUUGAUUUUUUAUUACAAUAAUAGAACAAGUAAACUAGCUCUUUAAAAAGGAUUACUUUUGUGAAAAAAUGAAAAUAUGAACAAGUAUAUGUCCACAAUGAAGUAUUUGCUUUUAGUAAGAACUAGACAGACACAUUUCACUGAGCAUUAAGGUAUCUAGAGAAACUUUGUGGCAUAUUUUACUAUUCUAAUUCUAAUUGGGGUUAGAAAUGAACAGAAAAAUCUAUUCUGAAAUAAAUGGAUAUUUCCUAAUGUCCUUCUGCAGCUAGGUUUUGGUUUUCAGAUCUAAUUCUAAUAUGGAGCUUCUAGUCAUUCUGUAUCUAUUCUUCAUUCAGAAAUGGAUUCUUCAUAAAGGCAGUUUGGUAUAGUGGUGUGGAUGUUGGAAAAGAUUUUCAGGAGCCUCCACUCUGCCUUUGUGGCAAAUGACCUUCCUUCUUUGGAUCUCAUUUUUCUAUUCAUCUGUACGGUAAACUUGGAGGUUGCUUCUCUUCUCUGAGGGUGAGUCCUUAUUGCUUAUGAUGGACAAAGCAGAAAAUAGAACAGAAACUCUCCCAUACAAAACAUCCAACUCUAAUCUCUGAAUAAGCAUCUUGACCUUAAAAUGUCAUUGCUGUUUUUUUUUUCUAAUGUAAAUAGGGUCCAUUAGUAAAAGUGAAAUUCAGUCUCAAGUAGGGUGAAUUGGGUAACCAUUUACAUGAGAGAUGGCUUUUAUCUUUGCUUAAAUAAAUAUUUUGGAUCACCUCUGAGGAAUGAAAACAAGUAGUACAUUUUAGUAAGGAAGAGAUAAAAGGAGAUGCAUAUAACUUUUGGAAAUACACCAAAUUAAGCCUUUAAAUGUCCUUAUUUUACUGAAAGCUCACAGUAGAAGAUKUAAGAUGCUCAUAAAGUUUAUACAUGCCAAAAGAUAUUUUAGGACCAAUAUAUAAAAGGAUAAUCCAUAAAUUACAUUUUAGAUUUGGACGGUGGGACAAGAAUUUUAAAGUGACCCAGCUUAUCUUUGAAAUAACAUUAUUUUGAAAUUGGCUUUAAAAUGCUUUAUUUGUGGAGUUUGAUCACACAAUUCAUAGGGUUGCUGCUUUCCAUUAACGAAUCUUGAAAUGCCUUUUUAAAGACAAAUAAUGGUACUUACAUUUUAUAGCAAGGUGUUUCAGAAAUAAUCCAUAUUAAAAUGGAUGCUUAUGAUCCUAAAAUGUUUGCUAAGCAUUGUAAAAAUGUAAAACUGCCAUCUCCAACUACAUUUUAUARUAUUAUUUUUUAAUAAAAUUAAGAUAAUAAUUGUUGAAAAUAAAAACCAUGGUGUUUUCAUUUACUUGAUUUCUGACCUGUAAGACUUAAUGUAAUUUUCCAAUCGAAAUAGCCUAUUUCCUGUACUCUAAGGAUCAAUGUGUGAUUAUAGUGUCCACUUGCCACUGUUUUCUAAAUCAUUGGACUUGAAAAGUAUUCAGAUAUUUAGAUGGAUGCACAGAUGUAUCUCUAGUUCAGUCAUAGAUUGGAGUUUGCAUAUUGUAAUGUAAAUGUAUGUCAACACUAUUCUAAAUAGUUUUAUUAUGACUGAAGUCUAAUUAAAUAAAAAAGGUUGUAAAAUGUGAUGUGUAUGUGUAUAUACUGUAUGUGUACUUUUUAAAAUAGGUAUGUGUCCUGACCCUUUUUUAUACAGGUUUGACUUUGAAAUUACAUUAUAUAUACAUAUACUUUAUUGUUCUAAAUAAAGAA
Molecule: messenger RNA, 5462 nt
Organism: Urocitellus parryii (Arctic ground squirrel)
Lineage: Eukaryota; Metazoa; Chordata; Mammalia; Rodentia; Sciuridae
Gene: Kitlg
Product: KIT ligand
Biological process (GO): positive regulation of cell population proliferation; cell adhesion
Cellular component (GO): plasma membrane
Molecular function (GO): stem cell factor receptor binding; cytokine activity
Source: RefSeq, a predicted model, not a curated record